Molecule: messenger RNA, 885 nt
Organism: Galendromus occidentalis (western predatory mite)
Lineage: Eukaryota; Metazoa; Arthropoda; Arachnida; Mesostigmata; Phytoseiidae
Product: cuticle protein 16.5-like
Exons: 2
Coding region: 1-885 (294 amino acids)
Cellular component (GO): chitin-based extracellular matrix
Molecular function (GO): structural constituent of chitin-based larval cuticle
Source: RefSeq, a predicted model, not a curated record
AUGAAGGCUUUCGUCUGCGUUGCCGCCCUCGUCGCCGCCGCCCACGGUGGAGUGAUCGCAUCCACUGGAUCCUCCUCCCAGUUCCGGUCCGAGGAUGGACUCGGAAACUACAACUUCGGAUACGACGAGAACCACUCGACCGGAGGAUCCUUCCGUCGUGAGUCCGGCAACAACGUCGGAGUCAAGGCCGGAUCUUACGGACUCCGUGACAUCGACGGACGCGUCCGUGUCGUGAACUACGUCGCUGACGGCGCGGGAUACCGAGCAGCCAUCUCUACCAACGAGCCUGGAACCGCUCCCUCGGCCCCUGCCGCCGCAGCCUACAACGCCGCGCCCGCUGUAGCUGCCGCCGCCUCCUACGCCGCCCCUGUUGCCGUUGCUGCUCCCGCCUACGCUGCCCCUGUUUCCGUUGCUGCCCCUGCCUAUGCCACCCCUGUCGCUGCCCGAGCCUACGCCGCCCCCGUCGCCCACGCAUACGCUGCCCCCGUCGCCCAUGCGUACGCUGCCCCCGUCGCCCAUGCGUACGCUGCCCCCGUCGCCCGGGCGUAUGCUGCCCCCGUCGCCCACGCGUACGCUGCCCCCGUAGCCCACGCGUACGCUGCCCCUGUUGCCGUCGCUAAGGCCACCUCUUACUCCUCUGCCGUGAACCACGGAACUGUGCACGCUGCCCCCGUCGCCGUCGCUGCUCCCGCGGUCGCUGCUUACGCCGCUCCCGUUGCUCACCAUGUAGCUGCUCCCGUCGCUGUCGCAAGAGCCACUUCUUACUCAUCUGCUGUCAACCACGGAACCUUCCAUGCUGCUCCUGUUGCCUACGCCGGACACGUCGCUCACGGCGUCGCCGCCCCUGUGGCUUAUGCUGCCCACCACGCUAAAGUUAUCGUUUAG